This is a messenger RNA of Fusarium odoratissimum NRRL 54006, 1137 nucleotides long. RefSeq lists its product as uncharacterized. The transcript is spliced from 7 exons. Gene Ontology annotation, molecular function: protein binding; 6-phosphogluconolactonase activity. NCBI's taxonomy places the organism in Eukaryota, Fungi, Ascomycota, Sordariomycetes, Hypocreales, Nectriaceae. Bases 1 to 1137 code for a protein of 378 amino acids. The record is from RefSeq and is a predicted model, not a curated record.
AUGCCUGCCAUUGAGUUCGCCAACUCCCACGGGAGCUUUAUGCACCACCUCGUGUCAGGCUCCUACACGAACAAGACGCUCUUCCUGCUCGCAUUUGACACCAUUGCUAAGACCUUGACUCUGAACGCUACUGUCCCUGGCUUUGGUCUUCAUCAAUUUGUCACAAGCAAUGCUGCCAAGAACCGCGUCUACGCAACCGCCAUGAGCGAGCCUCCUCAGCUUUUCUCGUGGUCGGUUGAUGAGAACUACCAGUUUACUCAUCUCGACACGGUGAAUAUCACGUCUUCGUCUUGUUACUUCUCGGACGAUGGCAACUUGGCUUUCUCUUCUGGUGGCUCAACUGCUGCUAUCCAUGCUCUCACCGAGAAUGGCGCUAUCGGCGAGCAGGUUCAGGAACUUUACAUGGUGCCAGAGGAAGAGAUUGAGAAUGUAAACAAGACAAGAGCGGCUGUGCUCUAUGGCGCUCAUGCCUUUGACAUCAACGUCAACAGAAAGGGCUUUGUUCCUCACUUGGGCAUGAACUCCAUCUUUAUGUACGACAUUGCGGAAAACGGGACUGCCACGCCUCUGUCAAUCAACCUUAGUCCAACUGAGGGUGAUGGACCACGAAACUCCUAUUCUAGCAAGGAUGGAAAGCUCCUUUACGUGAUGACCGAACACAACCAGUGGAUGGAUGUUUAUAGAGUACUAGACACACGUCUCGAACAUAUCCAAAGGGCAAGUGCCAUUCCUGAUGAUGUGCGAGGCGUAUAUACUUUCCGCAGCAACACAGUCCAAAUGUCCCGCGACGGCACAUAUCUCUUCACCAGUACUCGCAGCUGGAACAACACCGAAGCAAAUGGCUACGUCGCGGCAUUUGCCCUCAACGAUGAUGGACUCCUGAAGAGCGAGAAAGCCGUGGCUUUCUACGAGGCACCUGUCACUCUUGGCUCUGCUGGUGGUCUCCGAGUUGCCCCUUGGCAAGACGAAACUAACAGUGAUCCCGACGGUAUCACGGACUACAUGUAUCUCAGCGAUACUUCUGAGGGCUGGAUGUUCAUUCUUGGUUGGACUCCUUCGAAUCAUACUCUUGAUGUUGUGGCUUCGCUGCAUUAUCCUGAUAACAGCACGCCUUACGAAGCAACCUGGCUUGAUUAG